This is a messenger RNA of Fundulus heteroclitus (mummichog), 2085 nucleotides long. RefSeq names its product 5-hydroxytryptamine receptor 3A. Gene Ontology annotation, cellular component: membrane; synapse; neuron projection. The transcript has 13 exons. Lineage: Eukaryota; Metazoa; Chordata; Actinopteri; Cyprinodontiformes; Fundulidae. The coding region runs from base 33 to 1622 and encodes 529 amino acids. Gene Ontology annotation, molecular function: neurotransmitter receptor activity; transmembrane signaling receptor activity; extracellular ligand-gated monoatomic ion channel activity. The record is from RefSeq and is a predicted model, not a curated record. Gene Ontology annotation, biological process: monoatomic ion transmembrane transport; chemical synaptic transmission; regulation of membrane potential.
ACAGCCAAUGGAGAAGCACUGACCUCACAGCGAUGAUACUUGCAGGUUUAUUCACUCUGCUCCUCCUCACAGGUGGAAAUACUUCAUCUCUACAACCACAACAACAUUAUGAAGAUCUUCCAGGAUCAGUCCAAAGCUUUGAGGAAAUGUCAGGUGGAAAUACCUCUGAUCCCGAGUACUCUGAGCCACCCCUGCUCCUAAUGCCAGGAAACGUUGAUAUGAAUGUUAUGUAUUACCCAGAUCGUGAAAUGUUUCAGCUGAUCUUUGAACAAAUUCGAGAAAAUGAUGUUAAGGUUGAUGAAGAAUGCAGCUCUUAUGCUGUUUUAAAACACCUGAAUCUGACUGAGAACAGUGACAAGUACACACUGGGUCGCCCUGUUAAAAACCUCAAUCAUUUGACAUGGGUACUUCUGGAGAUGAAGAUUUAUGCUAUCCUAGAUGUGAGAGAAACUGACCAGACUUUCAUUGCCUAUAUUUGGAUUUAUUUGCGAUGGGACAAUGAAUACGUCUGGUGGUACCCGGAACAAUUCUGUGGAGUUAAACACAUCUUGGUCCCCACUAAACUUUUGUGGAUGCCAGAUCUGACUAUUGAAGAGAUGACAGAGCAGGACAAAGCCGCUCCAAGUCCUUAUCUAAGCAUCAGGAGCCACGGCUGGGUUGAAUUUAGAAAUGACCAGGUGGUGGUCUGCACAUGCAAGAUGCGUGUUUAUAAAUUCCCAUUCGACAUGCAGAGCUGCAACAUCUCCUUCAAGUCAAUUAUGCACUCAGAUGAAGAAAUAAAGUUAUUUUACAACAGUAAUAAUACAGUGAUCACAGACUGGUCUCGUGAAGCCAUGCAGACUCAGUAUGAGUGGCUUUUUGUCAGCAUGACAGUCACAACCAAAACUGUCAACCAUUUUGGAUUCAAUCAAACAGUGAUUGUUUACACAAUAAACAUGAAGAGGAGGUCUGUCCUCUAUAUUGCAAACUUCUUGCUGCCUGUCCUUUUCUUCUUGUGUCUGGACUUCGCCUCCCUCCUGAUGUCAGACACAAGCGGUGAGAAGGUUGGCUUCAAAAUCACUGUUCUGCUUGCCGUCACAGUGAUGCAGCUCAUUCUCAAUGAGAUUCUUCCAUCUUCAUCAGACCGGAUUCCGCUAAUAGCGGUUUACUGCAUUGGGACCUUUGCUCUUAUGCUGCUCAGUCUCUUGGAGACCAUUUUGGUGAGUCAUCUGAUUAAUAAAGAUGCAUCCCAGGAAACUGAAGGGGAAAAGACAAACUGCCCAAUAGAAGGUAACGAGGAGGAACUGACUAACAUAAAAAGUUGUUUCAUAGGGAUCAAGAAAUGUGGUAAUUGUUCAUUUGUUAACAAAAUGUCAGCUGUUGGAACACCAUUUACUGGAAAAGAGGGUGGUAUGGGCGCACUUCCUGAAGUGUCCCUCGCUCUGGAAAAGAUGUCAGAAGAGCUCGAAGAGAUUAAGAAAUCAAUAAUUCUUCUCGGUGGCAGAGAAGACGACAAAAAAGACGGCUACUGGACCAGAACUGCAAAAAAAAUAAACAAAGUUUUUGCAAUAUUUUACGUCACAGCAGCAAUCCUGUUUUUAGUGGUUGUCUCUACAUUGUGGUAUUUUGUAGAUGAAGAGUAAGCAGUAAGAAACAGUAAAUUGUGUUUAAAUUCCUGUGUAUUUAGUUGGACAUUGACAGCUUUUGUUUUUAUCAAUAAUUUCAAUUGAUGUUAAUAAAUGUUUUUAAUACUUUUCUCCCACAUUAUAAUUUUGCAUUGCUAAAACUACUGCUAUGUGCAACAUUGGUAUUAAUCAGCUUCUGGCUGAAUUAACAAAUGAAAAGAAAAUACCUUGUCUGCCAUUAUUAAUUUUUCUUUUUUACAUUACUAUAACUUUUAAUUUGUGUUUAUGCUAAUAAUUUUUAUGUAACGUCUGUACUGUAGGGCGUUGUGAUAGACCAACCCUGAAUAGUGCGACAGCAUAUGCAUAUGUAAAACAGUAGUGCAGGAGUUAAGGAGUUCAUCCUGCAAUUUGCAGGUUUCCGGUUCAACCCCCUGCUCCGACUGUCUCAGUUGUUGUGUCCUUGGGCAAGACACUUUACUCA